Messenger RNA from Eimeria necatrix, 375 nucleotides. RefSeq lists its product as hypothetical. The transcript has 3 exons. Lineage: Eukaryota; Apicomplexa; Conoidasida; Eucoccidiorida; Eimeriidae. The record is from RefSeq and is a predicted model, not a curated record. Bases 1 to 375 code for a protein of 124 amino acids.
AUGUCCAAGGCCAAGAGGAAAAAUGAUGCAAAGGCAAAGGCAAGCAGGAAACAGACUGAUGGAAACAGCAGAAAGUCCCCUGGUCAAAAGAAAAGUAAAUCAAAAAAAGAAAAAAAAGGAAGCAAGACAGAUGCGCCCAGCAUGGUGCAGCUGCCCUCUCUGGGUGAUCAGGCGGCUCGCCAACAAGAGCUUGCGAAGAACUACGCCGAGCAAGUCCAACGUGCAAGAGACACUGCAGGAGGGUCCAGUGGCUUGGCGGGAGUGACUGCAGCAGCAAUGAAAAUAUUUGAUGGUAAGUUCUCGCCUUUGCAGUGCAGCGAAGCACUGGUCUACGUAGCAUGCAGCAAAAUCAGAAUCCAGGAGCUUUCUGACUAG